GAAAGUUUCUCCCAGAUGCAGAAGACAUCAGCACUGAUCAACAUGUCUCUCACCUCUCUGCUCCUGGCCGAGCUUCUGCUGGUCACCACGGUAACAGCUUCACACUUCUAUGGGGGCUCAAUGACCUUCAACCCAAGAAGGAAUAACGAUGGAUCUUACAAGGUUGAGCUUCGCUUCAAGACAACCUACCAUUCCUGUUAUGGAUAUGAUUACUGGUCGUGCAUCUCUGGAGACUGUGGAAAUGAUGUCAGUUCUGUGAUUGGUCAAGUAGAUUCAAGUCCAAAUGGUGACAAUUGGUGUCAGUCUGAGGGAGUGAUAACAAAGAUAGUUUCCACCAACAGCCCAUUCCAGCUCCUCAAAAGUGGUUGCUGCUGGAUCUACAACACUGUCACAAAUUCUGGAGACUGGAGUCUUCUCACUUACAUUGACCUUGGUGUGAGAUCAGACACCUCAGAGCCCAACCGAUCACCAAUAACAACCACCCUACCAUUUGUCAGAGUUCCUCAAAACUGUCCCAGGAGGUACAAUCUUUUAGCCUUUGAUCCUGAUGGUGACCAUGUCACAUGCAGAUUUGGACUCAGACAAAACAUGGAGUGUGGAAUCUGCAACCAACCUGCUGGUUUUACAUUGGAUGAGCAUAACUGCACUCUGUCAUAUUCACACACAUUGGUCCUUGGAAGUUAUUCAUUCGAGCUGGUGCUGGAAGACUUCCCCACUCAAAAGAUUACUCUGUCCUACACCAAUCAACCUUUAAAAGAAAUAUCUCCACGCAUUGCCAUCAGAAGCCGACGUUCUGUAACAUCUAUAGUAUCUCAAAUAACCAUGACAUCACCCACAACAACCACUACAUCAUGGACGACAACAACCACUACAUCACCAACAACAACAACUACAUCUCCGACAACAACAACUACAACAUCACCGACAACAACAACCACUACAUCACCGACAACAACAACCACUACAUCACCAACAACAACAACUACAUCACGGACAACAACAACUACUACAUCACCGACAACAACAACCACUACAUCACGGACAACAACAACCACUACAUCACCAACAACAACAACAACAUCACCCACAACAACCACUACAACACCUACAACAACCACUACUACAUCACCGACAACAACUACUACAUCACCAACAUCAACAACUACUACAUCACCGACAACAACAACCACUACAUCACCGACAACAACAACCACUACAUCACCAACAACAACAACUACAUCACGGACAACAACAACUACUACAUCACCGACAACAACAACCACUACAUCACGGACAACAACAACCACUACAUCACCAACAACAACAACAACAUCACCCACAACAACCACUACAACACCUACAACAACCACUACUACAUCACCGACAACAACUACUACAUCACCAACAUCAACAACUACUACAUCACCGACAACAACAACUACUACAUCACCGACAACAACAACCACUACAUCACCGACAACAACAACCACUACAUCGCCGACAACAACUACUACAUCACCGACAACAACAACUAUUACAUCACAGACAACAACAAUCUCUACCUCACCGACAACAACUACAUCAACGACAACAACCACUACAUCACCAACAACAACCACAACUUCACCAACAACAACCACUACAUCACCAACAACAAUCACAACAACACCUACAACAACCACUACAUCAACAACAACAACCACAACAACACCUACAACAACCACUACAUCACCAACAACUACAACAUCACCAACAACAACCACUACAUCACCGACAACAACCACAACAACACCUACAUCAACCACUACAUCACCAACAACUACAACAUCACCAACAACAACCACUACAUCACCAACAACAACCACAUCAUCACCAACAACAACCACUACAUCACCAACAACUACAACAUCACCAACAACAACCACUACAUCACCAACAACAACCACAACUUCACCGACAACAACCACUACAUCACCAACAACAACCACAACAACUCCUACAACAACCACAUCAACGACAACAACCACAACAACACCUACAACAACCACUACAUCAUUAACAACAACAACACUUACAACAGCCACUACAACACCUACAACAACCACUACAUCAACAACAACAACCACAUCAACACCUACAACAACCACUACAUCAACAACAACCACAACAACACCUACAACAACCACUACAUCAACAACAACAACCUCAACAACUCCAACAACAACCAUUACAUCGCCUACAACAACCACUGCAUCAGCUGCAACAACUUCACCACUGAGCACAAUACCUCUUCAGUUCUCUCUGAAAGUUGAUGGUCCGGCACCAUCAUGCACUGAGGGUGAAUAUCUACCACGGUUUCUUCACCCAACUCCUCAUCAUGGAGAACAACUUCAGGCUCGUGUAAAUCAAGAGCUUGAGAUCAGAGUGAAAGCUGUUGCAUCUUUUUCUAGAAUCGUUGAUGUCAUCAUUAGUGGACCUCUGAACAGCACAAAGUACAAAACCACCACUGAGGAAUAUGUGAUUAACUGGACACCAACUGCAGAAAACUACGGCCAACAUUUUCCAUUUUGCUUUAUCGCAGAAGGACAAUAUGGACUUGACAUUUACCACUCUGAGAUGAGGUGUGUUGUUGCAAAGGUUGAUGCUAAAGGACCUGAGACGAGUGUAACCUGUACUGAAAACUCAAUGUCGGUGACAAUUAAGAGAUCCUCCAUCAAAAACCUCAGCGGUGACCACUUGAGACUGAUAAAUCCAUCUUGUCUGGUUUACACCAACACUACCCACCUGUUCACCAACACACUUCUAAACGACUGUGGCACUCAGAUUGAGGAGAACAAUAAUGAACUCAUCUUCAAGAAUAAAAUCAUUACAUUCGAUGAUCCCAGAGACAUUAUAACCAGGAGGGAUAACCUAGAAAUUGAAAUCCUGUGCAAAUACCAGAAAAGGAGCAACGUUACGCUGGAGUUCGAUACUCACAGACCGCCAAUCAUCAUCUCAGAAAAAGGUUUUGGAACAUUCAACUAUCAGUUUGAGUUUUAUGCUUCUGCAGAUUUCCAGAACAGCAGGGGUCCAGAAUCUUACCCGCUUGAGUAUGAUGUGGGCGAUAAGAUCUUCAUGAAGAUCGAGCCCGUCACUUCAGUCCUAAACACUGAGAUCUUCCUCGAGACGUGUGUGGCUACACCUUACGAUAAUCCCAACUACCCCAUCUCCUACCCCAUCAUCCAGAACGGAUGCAUUGUGGAUGAAACAGUUCAGUUUUCUCCAGCCACCAACCAUGUCCAGUUUGAAAUGGAGGCCUUCAAAUUCAUUGGGUUCCAUGACCAGGUGUUCAUCAGCUGCUCAAUCAUCAUCUGUCAGGUCAACAAUCCCAACACCCGCUGCUCUCAGGGCUGCAUCAACAGCACAGUCUCUCCACCGGCCCACCUCCAUCGCAAAAGAGAGGCUCCCAUCCAGACCGGCAGUCACUUCAUCUCCCAGGGGCCCCUGCGGCUGAAGAGGAGCGCAUCACAGGUCACCGCAAGCCCGGGUCUGAAUCUGAACCUUGUUGUCGUCGCUGUUGGUCUUUUGGCAACAGUAGCCAUGGUGUGUGGAGUGAUCGUCUACAGAGCCCGAGCGCAAAGAAUCAGAUACCAACCUGUGCCAUCGCACGACUUUUAGUCACGUCAGCUCUGUUGUUUCUUUAUUUUUCAAAACAUGCUAUAUUUUCCUUUAUAAACAGAGAAUUAGAAUUGGUGUGCUUUGAAAGAGUUCUUAUGUGAGUUGUUGGUCAAAGUGUGUCAUAAAAGUGGAAUAUAUCAGCAAUCAAACUUUAGUUUGGGGACCGUACUAUUAACUGUUAACUGUUAAUUUGCUACAUAUUAGUAGUUGUUGAGUUUAUUUAGGUAAGGUUAAGAGAUCUAAAAUAUUGUCAUUCAAAAUAUGGCAUCAAUAUGUGCUAAUAAAUACUAAAAACAGCCAAUAUGUUUGUUAUAAGCAACUAGUUAACAGUGAAAAUUGGUCCAUAUCUGAUUAAACACCUUGAACAACUGUACCAUUUAUAUAGUAGCAAAUGUUUGAUAAUUAGCAUCAUUACUACAGUCUCCAGCGUCACAUGAUCUGUCAGAAAUCCUUCUAAUAUACUGAUUUGCAGCUCAAGAAACAUUUGUAAUUAUUUUCAAUACUGAAAAGAGUUUUGCUGCUUAAAAUUUGUGUGGAAACAUUAUACACUUUGUAUUAGUGCCUUUGCCAAAUAAAAUAUAUUAAUUUCUCAAAAAUAAAUUACUACACCCACAUUUUUUGAUUGAUUGAUUAGAUAAUUAUGUUCCAUAAAAGUGCAAGGGCAAUGCAUUAGUAAGAACUGACAUAUUAAAUAUAUGGAACAUUUUACUUUACACUAUGUGAAUGGAGUUGAUAAGUCGGUUUUGAUUCCUGUGAAUUAUAUAAAAAUAUUAAACUAUCCAUUUUAGUCAUCAAUUUACAACCAAUUCAAUUCAGUUAUUUUGUGUAAUUACUACAACCUGCACAUAAGUCACUAUGAGGUUUUUCUGAUGCUUUUACAAUUUUAGAUGAUGAUAAAUACACAUUUUAUAUUUAUCGCUGGUGUGUAUUGGUAUUUCUUUAAGGGGGAAUAUAUGGAAACAGUGCCUUGUUUCUUUUAAACAACAGUGUUUACUGCAUUUUACAUUCUGCAUUAAACAUUUUGAUUCA
Puntigrus tetrazona (Sumatra barb) is the source of this 4686-nucleotide messenger RNA. Its product is annotated as galactose-specific cell agglutination protein gsf2-like. Lineage: Eukaryota; Metazoa; Chordata; Actinopteri; Cypriniformes; Cyprinidae. The record is from RefSeq and is a predicted model, not a curated record.